GGGCAUUCAUUUAGUGUGGGCGGCCGCAGAACACUGUGAUUCAACUGUUUGUUCCUGCCACCCUCCUGGCCCGAUACCAUGGGAGUGACUUGUGUGUCCCAGAUGCCUGUGGCUGAGGGCAAGAGUGUCCAGCAGACGGUGGAGCUCCUCACCCGGAAGUUGGAGAUGCUUGGGGCAGAGAAGCAAGGAACAUUUUGCGUGGAUUGUGAGACCUACCACACAGCUGCCUCCACUCUUGGCAGCCAAGGUCAGGCUGGGAAGCUGAUGUAUGUGAUGCACAACUCAGAGUACCCUCUGAGCUGCUUCGCCCUCUUUGAGAAUGGCCCUUGGCUUAUUGCCGACACCAACUUCGAUGUGCUUAUGGUGAAGCUCAAGGGCUUUUUCCAGAGUGCCAAGGCCAGCAAGAUUGAGACCCGGGGUACCCGUUACCAGUACUGUGACUUCCUAGUGAAGGUGGGCACAGUCACCAUGGGGCCCAGUGCCCGAGGCAUCUCCGUAGAGGUGGAGUAUGGCCCCUGUGUGGUAGCUAGCGACUGCUGGAGCCUGCUGCUCGAGUUCCUACAGAGUUUUCUAGGCAGCCACACACCAGGGGCUCCCGCAGUGUUUGGGAACAGACACGAUGCCGUCUAUGGCCCAGCAGAUACCAUGAUCCAGUACAUGGAACUCUUCAAUAAGAUCCGCAAGCAGCAGCAGGUGCCGGUAGCUGGGAUUCGUUAGUGACUGGCAACUGCCUGGCUGAGCUCUGUCACCAGGGGGACUGCGCAGGAGGAGCAGGGGCUGCACCCUGAGGCCCCUGGACCCCAGAAACCCAGGGCAGACGUGGAGGCUUCUCUCCCUCUUCCCAGCUGUGACUUUUGUUCUGGGGAUCUGGACUCCCCUCCCCUGACCCUCACACACAGCCCCCCAGCAGCUGCUUCACCCUACGCCUUACUGGACUUGGCCUGUUCUCAAGAAUGGUA
Molecule: messenger RNA, 959 nt
Organism: Odobenus rosmarus divergens (Pacific walrus)
Lineage: Eukaryota; Metazoa; Chordata; Mammalia; Carnivora; Odobenidae
Gene: MED20
Product: mediator complex subunit 20
Exons: 4
Coding region: 79-717 (212 amino acids)
Biological process (GO): regulation of transcription by RNA polymerase II
Cellular component (GO): mediator complex
Molecular function (GO): transcription coactivator activity
Source: RefSeq, a predicted model, not a curated record